Molecule: messenger RNA, 1119 nt
Organism: Suillus paluster
Lineage: Eukaryota; Fungi; Basidiomycota; Agaricomycetes; Boletales; Suillaceae
Exons: 7
Coding region: 1-1119 (372 amino acids)
Cellular component (GO): nucleolus; small-subunit processome
Molecular function (GO): RNA binding
Source: RefSeq, a predicted model, not a curated record
AUGUCAGUUAAAAUAAAACCGCUGAUCACAAUACCUCCUGUCCAGUCUCUACCCCAGUGGAAGAUAGACCCAUUCCAACCAGCUGACAACAAAGGCGGCGUAUUUACUGAGGAAUCCUCAUUCGCCACGCUUUUUCCAAAGUACAGGGAGAAGUAUCUCAGGGAGGUUUGGAGCGCAGUGACUAAAAUUCUGGAUCCGCAUGGCAUUGCCUGCACAUUGGAUUUGGUUCACGGGUCCAUGUCAGUUCGAACGACACGGAAAACAUUCGACCCAUACAUUAUACUCAAAGCAAGAGAUAUUAUCAAACUGCUCGCAAGAGGAGUUGCAAUUACUCAGGCUCAGAAGGUAUUACAGGACGAUGUCGCAUGCGAUAUCAUCAAAAUUGGCAGUCUAGUUCGUAAUAAGGAACGGUUCGUGAAACGGAGGCAACGAAUUAUUGGACCGGAUGGGAGUACGCUGAAGGCCAUUGAGCUAUUGACCCAGUGCUACGUUCUUGUACAAGGAAGCACUGUCAGUGUCAUGGGUCCGUACAAGUCACUAAAGGAAGUUCGACGAAUAGUACUCGAUUGCAUGAAAAAUAUCCAUCCCAUUUAUCGCAUCAAGGAACUCAUGAUAAGAAGGGAACUUGCAAAAGAUCCCAAGUUGGCAACAGAGUCCUGGGACCGGUUCCUACCGAAGUUCAGGAAACAACACUUGAAGACUUCUGAGAAGACAAGCAAGAAGAACGAGAAAAUCGCAGCCAAGGAGGAAGCACGCAAGACUGCAGGUCUUGAUGCUUCGAGUUCUACCAAAAAGGACAAACUGGCAAAGAAAGUGUACACGCCCUUCCCACCGCCGCAGCAGCCACGAAAGGUUGACCUUCAACUUGAAUCCGGAGAAUAUUUCCUUAAGCCUCACGAGCGGGAGGCCCGGGAAGUCCAACAAAGAAAACAGAAACAAGCUGAGGCCACCCUUAAACGACGAGCAGAACGGGCAGAGGUAUAUGUCGCUCCUCAAGAAGAGGCAGCCCCCACAGUUGAAGAGAAGCGAAAGCGACGGCAUACAGAAGUGGAUGGCGAGGAUGGGACAACGAGGUCGAAAAAGAAGAAAAAGAAGGACGAUGCUGCAGAAGAUACCUAG